UCAUUUUCAUCACACACCCAAAGCAUACUACCCACUGAACAACACUGAGUAAAAAUAUAAAAAAUACCAAAAACAACGUUAUUGUUCGUUAAAAAAGACAACCAAGCCACAAUGAAUCGCAUCGACCUCACCCUGGACGACAUGGCCAACACCAAGUUCCUAACGAUAUACAACAGCCUGAUCAAGAGUUUCACCGCCUCCACGGACUUCUCCUCCAACGAGGUGGUCAGCCUGCUGAUCGUGUUUUACAAGUACGCCCUCAACAACGGGUCCCGCACGAUGUCCACCAACCAGCUCUACAACCUGUUCCUCGUCAGCUUUGGGAUCUUCGACACAACCAUCAUCGACCGCGUUCUGAUGAACAUCACGCAGGACGGUCGCUCCGUUUCUCCGGAAGCCUGGAUGCGACUGUUCUGCGUGUUCUUCACCGGAAGCCUGCAGGAGCGAAUGAAGUUUGCAUUUGAGGUUUACACAAGUGCUGGUACGGUGGUUCUAAAUCGCGAGGUGGUCGGCUUGGCCAUCGAAAAAUUCUUCUAUGGCGAUGACGAUGACGAAGUUAACGAGCUCCGAGCCGACAUGUGUGAAUUCUUGUUCGCCAAAUUCGACACGGACAAGGACGGAGUUAUAGCCUUCGAGGAGUAUGCCGAGAUUGUCCAAAAUCAGCCUGGACUGCUCGAGUUCUUAGGAAAAAUAUUUCCCGAUGACAAGGACAGAUCGUUGGUGGCAUACUGCCAUAACAUUGAGUCAAUGUUCCCGCCAGAAGAUGAAUAUUAAAAGAUACGCUGUACUUUGUGGACAAAAAAUCGUUGUGUU
Drosophila biarmipes is the source of this 813-nucleotide messenger RNA. RefSeq names its product calaxin. Bases 112 to 774 code for a protein of 220 amino acids. The transcript is spliced from 3 exons. The record is from RefSeq and is a predicted model, not a curated record. Gene Ontology annotation, molecular function: calcium ion binding. Lineage: Eukaryota; Metazoa; Arthropoda; Insecta; Diptera; Drosophilidae.